CGCAAACAGCACCAGCAAGGAGGCACGAGUUCGUACCGGUACCACACCAGCACGGUACCGAACACACACCAGACCAGACCAGACGACACCAUACCACUCCUUUUCCCAACUCCCCCCGAGCAUCGGCAGGCAUCCUUCCCGGUGUUCCCCGAAGCAAAAAACGCGAAAGAAAGAACACCGACAAGCACUAGAUAGACCAUGGGCAAACGAAGCAAGAAGGUACGGACAUAGAGCAAUUCGUUUCUGUUUCGGGCUCGAUCUGACGCGGGGCAAACGGCGUUGCUUCGUUCGGAAGGAGUUCCUCGUGGUUGCCGGAUUCUUUUGGUUCGAUUCGAUUCCCGUUCUAAUUUCUUGUGUUGUGUUCCUUCCUUCCCCCCCCACACUACGGUUUUGCUUCGCUUCUUGUUCCAUUCGGUGGGUUGUGCUCUUUUUUUGUUGCCUUCCGGCAGAACGACGACGACGACGACGUCGCCAUGGAGGAUCCCUCGGAGACCAGCGAAGAAGAGGAGGCAGCCCCCCCCAGGCGGAGCCGAUCGUCCCGCCGCGCCGCCACCAACCAGCAAUACAAAGAAUCCAAGGACGACGACGACGACGACGACGAAAGCGACCAGGAGGAAAGCUCCAGCGCGGCACAUGGAGAAGACGAGGACGACACCGAAUCCGAAGAAGCCCCGGUGCGGAGGAGGAGACAGCCCAAGAGAUCCUCCAGCAAGAGCCGUUCCCCGCCGGGAUCUUCCUCGGACGACAACAACAACAACAACAGCGAUAGCGGAAAACGACGAUCGGGCCGUUCCAAUAAGUUCAAGGCCAGCAUGAAGGUCCCGGGCGAGUCCCUUAGGGAGUUGUAUGCGGCCGACGAGAACGACGAAGACAUCGACAGCAGACCCAAAAAGAAGAAGAAGGCUCCCCCCAAACAAACGCAAAAGGCCGCGUCCAAAAAGGCUCCGAAUUCCAAGCGGCAGGCUCCCCCCGCGUCUCCCCUCAAAUCCAGGGCCCAGCACAGCACGCGCCGAAAGACCCCCUCCAAGAGCGUACUGGAGGUCGGCGCGGACGACGAGGAGAACGACAGCGACGCGUACAUGGAAGAAGAACCGUACUCGGACGAGGAGGACCACGGGCCGGACGACGAGGACGACGAAACCUUGAAGAUCCAGCGGAUCCUGGCCGUCCGCAGCGAAACAAAAAAGAAGUGGCGGGAAAUCUGUGCAAACAUGCAAACCUCCGAGGUCACGGACGGAAGCCGGUGGUUCCAAACGGAGGAGGAGAGCCACGGAAGCGGGGAACACGACAACGACGGCUCCGAAACGGGCGACAACGUGCUGGAGGAACGCUUCCUGGUCAAGUGGAACCAGCUCUCCUACCUGCACGUUUCGUGGGAGACCCACCACGAUCUGAUGGACCAGGUGGAAAACGCCAAGAACUACAUGUCCACCUUUUUCCGGAAGCAGGUCGGGGGGCUCCUCUUUACGCAGGACGAGCGCAAGGACGGGGACUAUUUCGAUCCCGGCAUGAUCCAGAUCGAUCGCAUCCUGGAGGUGGUCGCCCCGGAGGACUACCUCCAAUCGAAGCUCCCCAAGACGUGGAUGGAAGAACUGGACAUGGGGGAUCCGGUGGAAGAAUUCGGAAUGGUCCUAGACAACAAGAAAGAUCCAAAGGCCUUUGAGGCAAACGCGGGUCGCCAGUUCCUGAUCAAGUGGUCUUCCCUCAACUACUCGGAUUCGUCCUACGAAUUCGAGCGAGACCUCUGGCUGAUGGACCAAAAAGACUCCCUCAUGGACAAGCUCCGGGACUAUUACCACCGCACCAAGCGGCCGACCCGCAAGCAACUGCAUGCCCGCUCCAAAGAGGCCGAGGAGGCCAAGCGCAAGGCCUAUCUCUUUCUAGGAGACAACUCGCGUCUGGCGGGGGACGUCAAGGAGGCCAGGGUCAAGUCCUACCAGGAGUCCCUGACGAAGCACGUCUUUAAGAACGGGGGCUCGCUCCGCGACUACCAGGCGGAGGGGGUCACGUGGUUCUUGGCGAACUACGUCAACGGGAGGUCCUGCAUCAUGGCCGACGAGAUGGGGCUCGGAAAGACCCUGCAAACCGCCGCCUUUUGCAACCUCCUGGUGCAAAAGAUGUUCAAGACGGGACCCUUUUUGAUCUGCGUCCCCCUCUCGACGCUGGCCCACUGGCAGCGUGAGUUUCAGGGCUGGACCGACCUCAACACGAUCGUCUACCACGGAUCGGCGGAGGACCGCAGGGCGAUCCGGGAGGCGGAGUUUGCCUAUGCCCGGGACCGCCCCGACGGCUCGGGGGGAGGGGGGAUCAACUCGCUCUACCUCAAAAAGUGCGAGCCCGCCAAGAGCAAGAGCUCGGCGAAGUGGAUGGCCACGGUCGUGGUCACCACCCCCGAGAUGCUGGUGGCAGACGACUGGACCGAGCUGUCGUACGUCCGGUGGCAGGUCCUGGUGGUCGACGAGGCCCACCGGCUCAAGAACCACAACUCGAAGCUGGCGGCGACGAUGCGCAAGGAACAGUUCACCUUUGAGCACAAGCUUUUGCUGACGGGAACCCCCAUCCAGAACGACGUGAAGGAGUUCUGGACCCUCCUCCACUUUAUCGACCCGAAAAACUACGACGAUCUCGACGCCUUUAUGGACGAGUACGGGGACAUGAAAUCGAAGGAAAAGAUCGACGAGCUGCACAAUCAGAUCCGGCCCUACAUUUUGCGCCGGCUGAAGGAAGACGUGGAAAAAUCGGUCCCGCCCAAGGAGGAGACCCUCAUCGAGGUCGAGCUCACGCUGGCCCAGAAGCAAUACUACCGGGCGCUCUACGAAAAAAACGUGGGGUUCUUGCACAAGAACAAGAAAAAGGCCCUCGACGGGCCCAGCCUCAACAACCUGGCCAUGCAGCUGCGCAAGUGCUGCAACCACCUGUUUUUGCUGAACGGGGUGGAGGACGACAUGCGCACCAAGGAACUGGAAAAGCUCAAGGGGUCGGAGAAAUCGAUCGACGAGGGCGACUUUGUCACGAACGGAUCCGGGAAACUCGUUCUCCUGGACAAGCUCCUGCCCCGCCUCAAGGAGAACGGCCACAGGAUCCUGGUGUUUUCGCAGUUCAAGAUCAUGCUGGACAUUCUGGAGGACUACCUCCACUACCGGGCGUACAAGUUCGAGCGGAUCGACGGAAGCAUCACGGGUCACAAGCGGCAGUCCGCCAUCGACCGCUUCCAGGAGGGCACCCCCGGCAAGGAGCCCCCCUUUGUCAUGCUCCUGAGCACGAGGGCCGGAGGUGUGGGCAUCAACCUGACAGCCGCCGAUACGUGCGUUAUUUUUGAUUCGGACUGGAACCGUGAGUAUCUUGUGUCGACAAUGAGCAGGGCGAAGCAGACUGCCGCGUACUGUUUUUUGAGAGUUUGUUCUUGUGUGGAGGAAGUCCAUAGGUCUCUGCUUUGCCUCUCGACCCCUAAAUCUUGAUUCCAUCUCUCUCUCUCGUUUCUCUAUAUUCAUUGUCUAUUCCGCAGCACAAAACGACAUCCAGGCCAUGGCCCGGUGCCAUCGAAUUGGACAAACAAAGAGCGUCAAGGUAUAUCGCUUGCUUACGAGGAAAACAUACGAGAUGCAAAUGUUUCACAUGAGUUCUCUCAAAAUGGGAUUGGAUCAAGCCGUUUUGACGGGGUUCGAGAGCAACUCGUCUGGGGAGGGAACCAUGACAAAGGAGGAGGUCGAGAGACUCUUGCGGCACGGUGCCUACGACAUUUUCAACGAGGACAAGGCAGGCAGCGCCGAAGCCGAGUCCAAUGAUUUCGUCCAGCAGGACAUUGAUUCCAUUCUGUCGAGGAGGAGCCGGAAGAUUGUCCACGGGAACACGGGAAGUGGCAGCUCUGCUGCCGGGGGAACCUUUUCCAAGGCGAGCUUUGUCCACAAGACUCCUUCCAAGGAAGGAGAGCAGGGCGCCUCGGCCGAUAUUGACAUCAACGAUCCCGACUUUUGGACCAAAAUGGUGGGUGAAGCCAAACCGGAAGAAGAGUCGAUAUUGAAACCGAGAAAACGAAACCAGGCCAACUAUAACGAAAAGAAUUGGGAUAAGAACCUUCAAAAGGCUCUGAAGUAUGAUAGCGAAUUUUCCGACAGCGAUGAUGACGACGACGACGAGAGUGCGGAAGGAGAUGUCCAGGAACGGACCCGCUGGGGUGGUCCGAAGCCGGAGCACUGGAAACGAGACCAGGUCGAAGCCGUUGUGGCUCGGAUCGAAAAGUGUGGGUACGGACUCAUUCCUCCAGACGAAUUCGCAAAGGGACUCCCGAAGGGGUUUGGAAAAUUCCCAAAGGAGGAAAUCCUUCGAAUGUCGUGGUCGCUUGUAUUGAUGGCCAUCUGUGAAGUUGCCACGAGCAACGGUGUGGGAGAGGCCAAGCGGUCGAAGCUCAGGGCCGAGAGAAAACGAGACACCGAGGGUGGUGACGGGGAAGGGGGUCUGGCGGAACAGAGCAACGAAGCGACGGUGACACCGAAAUCCACUGGGGAGAUGAAAGAAAUCUGUUUCAAAAGGCUGUGGGAGAGCCAUUCGAGCUGGGCCGCGAAAGCGCUGGGGGAUGCGGUAUCCUUUGCGCGCAUUCACGAUCCCCGUGUCGAUGAUUCCAGCGACAACCAGGAAAAAAAAAUCCGCGAGGUAUUCAAGAAUCAAUUGUGGCCUUCCUUGCAGGGACGAGGAUGGAAGAUCGAAGACGAAGAUGACGAGGAUGGAAUGGAAACAUACAUUUAUGGCAAGCGAGAAUUCUCCUCGCCCUCUAUUGUGAUGAACGAAGUCAUUCGUAUUCAUCCCGAACUACAGAAAAAUGUUGUGGAGUUGCUGAACAUGAUUGAGCAAUCUCGGUUGCAAAUUGACCAGCAGAUGGACCACCAAAAGGCACAAGAUCUGGCUUUGACCGCAUCUAAUGUCACCUUGAAAAACCUUCAAAACCUACUUGAGCGCUAUUCACCCAUGCAAAUUUUGUACGAUCGCUCACGGAAAGCAAAUCGAAUAUCGCUGAGACUCAAACUACUAGUGUCAUGCAACUACAUCAAGACUGCAAUUGCGAUCGUCACGGCCGUUGACAAGGAGUCUUCUGCCUCAAAUAUCGAAAUACCAACUGGCGAUGACAAACUUUGCGAUGUCCUUGGUGUGGAUGCCAGGUCUGGUCUUCCCCAUCCAUUGUGGACUAAAAAGCACGAUGCCAUUCUGAUUCGCAGUGUCGCAAAGCAUGGAUGGGUAGACGUUGACGCUAACCUUAAAAACAUUGUGAAUGAUAAGAAGAUCAAGUGGGGCUUUCCUUUUGAAGCCUCCAAUAAUGCUCCUGUUCAGCGGAUCGGAGAACAGGAGAUGAAAAAUAUGCGCGAAACUGCGGGAAGAGCGGCUUCGAUUCUCAACGAGAAACCGAAAAUCUUGGAGAUCUUGACUGGCUUCAACAAAAAGCUUGGUAGGUGUGCGACUGCAAUCGAUAUUUUUUCUUUCAACUAUUCCGUGUUUCUUCCGAAAGUAGCUCACAUGCUUUGCGCUCUGGUAUUUUUGUUCUUCAAAGUUAUUGAUUCGUAUGGCCUCACGCAGCAGUCGGAAGAUGACGAAAAUGAUGAAAUGGACGACGGAGAGAAAAAGUGGAGGGUCGACAAUAGAAUGUUGCAUCAGGCGUCCAAGAAGAGUGAACCUGUCAAAGAGGCUGUUGAUUUACCUGCUAAGAAAGAUUUUGUGAAGCGUGCGAAAAUUGUGAUUCAAAAGACUUUCGCCAAACUGCGCUCGGAAGGUACAAACAGCAAAUCAAUUUCUUCUACGAAAGCAAUUGACGAAGACGUGAAAAGCAACGAAAGUCAUGGGUACAUCGUAAUCGACCAAGGAAGUCGAUGUAACAUACUUCUCGCGGAGAUGAUUCGAGCACUUGUGAAAGGAUCGACGAAGGUAUCUGUGCAAAUUCGCCAUAUGGUAAGAUAGAACGAAACAGAUGUAAAACUUUGCAUUUUGGAUUCGCUCUCGUGCAGAAAGUAGAUCCUCAUGAACCUUGUUAAUUUUAUUCUUCUGUUACUUGCUUCUAGUGGCAAAUGAGUCAUAUGGAAGCGAAAGCAUUGAUCAAAAUGCUCGAGUCACAAAGCGACAAAAAGAAAGAAGUGGAAGAAUUGAACAGAAUCACGGGGCAGAUUGCGCUUGCGAAAUGGGCUUGCUCUAAACGGUCCACGACCCAGGGAAAAAAUGUGCUACGCGUCAUGCUAGGGGAAAAGCCUCAAGUUCCACGUAACGAGACCAUACAAGACAAAAUCUUCCCCGCAGAAAAAACAGUCCCGAUUCCCGGCACUAGAACGAAGGCACCUGGCAAGAGAAAAGUGAAGAGAAAUGAUCCUGCGAUCGGAGAGAGGGCAAUAAUGAAAGCGAUGAAAAAGGCUCACGAUCACAAUUCCGGAAAAGUGUUUGGUUUCGUCAAGACAAACGAAGACUUGGGAAUACAGCUCACCUUGAUUGAGUCUUAUAUCUUGUCUGUUUUUUGUUGUGAAGGCAUUCCGUUGAACUUUGAUUUGGACUCUAAGAAAUCGGAUUUGGGUAUCUCGAAAACAUGGGAGGACAUUUCGAAAAGUUUGGUGGAUUUGGCUAGACAGCAACAAGACCACGCAAAAGAAGUAACAGUUCUCUGUAAAGCUGCUCUAUCAAAAGGCACAAGUCAAAAUCUAGAAGAGAAACAAAUCAAGAUGUUAGCAGAAAAUCUCUCGAGAGCAGAAUCUGACUUUGCUGUAAAAGAAGAAGCUGCUCGUCUUGUCAACGAUUUUACCCACAAACCGAAUGAAAGAUUGUCGAAGAAAAGGUACGGAACGCCACAAUGAAGACGAUGAUGAGUAUUUUGUUCUGUUUCAUCAUGUGUUCCAUUUUUUUCUUUUUUUGGCUUACACUCAAUGUUUACAACAACUGUUUGAUCAGCAUCAUGCUCAUGGAGAAGGUCCGAGCUUACGGGACCGCAAAAGUUAGUACUGGCAAGGUGACGACGAAAUACGAAAAUUACCUCGGACCAAAGAUACCGAGAUGGUUUGGCAAAGAACUAGCACGUGCUGCAGCUACCCACGAAAUUUUGGAUGACGAGAACAAGCCACAAUCUUGGACUACCGCCGACAUCUCUGAGACAAUUCAGAACAAUCCCGAGUACAAUAAAUCAAUUGUGUCAGCCUUUUUAGACAAGACCUCUGCUCGUCAAGUCACGAGUCAAAUCUCUAUGCUGUCGAGAUUGCGGUCGAUUCUUGUGCAAUGCAGCGAGAAAGAGUUCCGAUCAAAACUCUCUCGAGCCAUAAGGCAGUCGAAAAGAAACGAUGACGAUUGGGAAAAGAAACCGAGUUGGUGGGAAGAUUCUACGGAGGAACACUCAUUUCUUCUUUUGACGAAAUUAAGUGAGUACGGAUUUGCAAAGAUCAUGACGGCCGUCAAGGCUCGUGAUGGCUUUGGUGCUGCUGGAGAGGACUAUGACAAUAUGACUGCUCUGAAGUUGACCAAACCAUCCAUCCAAACCAGGGCGAAUCAGCUCGUCCGGGAACUUCACGCCAUCGAAGACCACGAAAGCAUGCUUCAAAUGGUGGCAAAGCGCCGAAAGAGUUCCCAGGGAAAGAUUGAUUCCCUGGCUGUACUCGGAAAGAGUGGUAAAACAGGUUCGGGUUUGAAGAACCCCUCUCCGACAAACGGUUCCAGUUCGACUACGCCAACUUCCGGUGGGAAGUCCAAAAAGGGCACGGUGCAAACCGGCCUCAAGGCUUUUUUCUCGGCGACUCCAUCCUCCAGUGGCAAGAAGAAAACCUCGAACGCUGUUGACAAUGGCAGCACGGGCAGUAGCAAUCACAACCCUUCGUCCGUUGAAAGCAAAAAACGCAAGGAGUCCGCAACCCCUUCGCCACCCACGUUCGUCAUCCGUUCGAGCAGUGGCAGUGGUAGUAGCAAUCACGAGUGUGAGAACGGAGCGGUUACGCCCCCCGCAGAAAAGAAACUAAAAUCGACAUCCGACGAUGACUCAUCCUCCAUAGAAAACCCAAUGGUGGAAGUCGAGCAGAGUAACGGGGUGGAAGUCGUGGUGAUUGAUUGAAAGCAAAUCAAGCAAGCAAUAGCAAGAAGGAAAUAAACGCGGGCAACACUUUCUGCUCGGGAUAAAAAUUGUACUUCGUAUUGUAUUUCUAGGGUCAAUUUGCCUAUAGAAUGUUGCAUCACUCAAUAGACAACCUUUUCGAAACAAAUGAAAUUCUUCUUCGAAAACAUUCAGCGAACGAUUACCCUUUAUAAUCUGACCCAGCAAGAUAGAAGCCGAACAAAACACUGCCUAGAUGUAUCUCCAUAUCACUACAGAUGUUACCGGGGUACUAACACCAUACUACCCUGAACAUACCGUGAGAGCUUCGGUUGUUCUCACAGAGGUGAUUCUUUUCCAAUUCAAGUGCAUGACACUUUGGAUUCCGUCCAUUGCCACUACAAUUUCUCUGCGUUCUGAUCAAAAGCAGUUUGCGGCACUCUGUCUCGGACUCCGUUCCACCACCAUGCAACUGUACUGUGCGUUCAACUGAUUGGCUUGGUUCCAUCGGGCGGUGUUGUGGAUGCAGAAUCAUCGAGAUGUGUUUGCAGACUGGAACGGCAGCUAUCGAAGAGGCACUAUCCGCCACACAGAUCCGAAAAAGACGGAACCGUCCUCCGAUUGCGCAAGCCGCGAGCCAAGCUCGAUGGCAUCGCACAGAAACAGCAAAGAAAACAAAGCUACCGAGAAACAUACAUUGAGUAGGUAUCGUAUUCUUUAUAAUUGUUACAUUUCGAUUCACUAUACGAUAGAUAUGGGAACAGUAAAAGUACAGUGCAAGCCGCAAACUCAAUCAAACGCUGCCGGCUCUACUUGUAGAAAGGCGUCCGUCUGGUGCAGUUCUAGGAACGGCUGGAGCAGGGAGUUGAGCAGGAGCGAGCGGCCUACCAUUUCGGCCACUUCGACGCACCAGCAGCAAUGAUCGCGAGAUGCCGUCCUCGCCCGGUUUCGUCCCAUCAUUGGCGACAAAAUCACGCGCUGGUGCUGGUGGUGGUGGCGUUGUGGUUGCUGCUGAUGCUGAUGUUGCUGUUGCUGUUGCUGUUGCUGCGUGUCCGACGAAUCCGGAGAGAACGAGUCGCGUUCGCUUUCCUCUCUGGGAGCGGCUUCUCGUGGUGCAUCUGCUUGCUGCUGUUGAAGGUACUCCCUGACGUCGGCUUCGUCUUCUCUGGCAAGCGCCCGCGCCUUUUCCUGGCUCCGCACCGUGUCUCCCGUGGCCAUGCACACCCGGCGAAUGCGCUCGUCGUUCUCUAGGUUCGCCUUCCUUCCGAUGCGCUGGUGGUGCUGCUCCAGCAAGAUCGAUCGGAGGCAUUCGUACCGUUUCUUGAGGCAGUGCAGGUUGUCCCCGUCGUAGACGAGCCGCUCGAGGCCCCGAAUGUCGCACGUGUAGGCUCCGUGCUUCCCGCGCUUCUUGCUGUUGUAUUUCAUUUCUUCCUUGCGCCGGUCGAUGUCCCGAAAGGCGGCCUGCCGCAUGGCCCGGAUCUCCCUGGGGCUGUACCACAGUCCGUGCUUGUCCUUGCUCGAGUAUUCCGCUAGGGGCGGUAUGAACCGGACCUCCACGACGUCCAUUUCGACAAAGGCGUGUGGGUGUGGGUGUGCGUGUGCGUAUGCAUGUGGGUGUGCGUGUGCGUGCCCCAUUGCUUCUCCGAGCCGCGAGUCGCCGUAGCCGACGUCCUCGUCGUCGCUUCCGUCGUCUCGCACAUAGGUCGACGAAAAGGAAACCCUGCGUUGUUCGUACAAGGGAGCUAGUAUCAUCGUGCUACAAGUACGAGUAGUGGUGGUUGUUCUUGUUUUCUUCUCCCAACUUCGUCUUGGUGGUUUGAAUGCAACUGUGUUACGUUUUUGUCAUAGUUUUCUGAUUUUCAAUGGUGCAUUACAACUCAAUCCUGCCCUAUUGUGAUUUCAUAGUU
This is a messenger RNA of Pseudo-nitzschia multistriata, 9945 nucleotides long. Lineage: Eukaryota; Bacillariophyta; Bacillariophyceae; Bacillariales; Bacillariaceae. The record is from the annotation of a GenBank genome assembly.